Rotaria sp. Silwood2 is the source of this 969-nucleotide messenger RNA. NCBI's taxonomy places the organism in Eukaryota, Metazoa, Rotifera, Eurotatoria, Philodinida, Philodinidae. The record is from the annotation of a GenBank genome assembly.
AUGGCAUUAGAUUUUGGUUUUGGUUUUAUAGCUGGAGUAACUGGUACAAUUGCUGGUUAUCCAUUUGAUACAGUUAAAGUUCGUCUUCAAAUACAAUCAUCAAAUCAUCGAUUAUAUUCUGGUUCAUUAGAUUGUUUUAUUAAAAUAGCAAAACAAGAAUCAAUAUUAGGUUUUUAUAAAGGCAUGUCAUCACCAAUGUUUGGUGUUGCAAUUAUAAAUGGUAUUGUGUUUUCUGUUCAAAAUCUUUCAAAAGGUUUAUUUGACAAUCCUGAUACAUAUUUAGCAUUAUCAAUAACAGGUGCUAUUGCUGGUAGUGUACAAGCAUUUGUUUGUUCACCUAUUGAACUUGUUAAAACACGUUUACAAAUGCAAGGUAUUGGACAACAACGAAAAUUAUUUGCAUUAUCAACACAUUUAUAUAAAGGUCCUAUUGAUUGUUUAAAAAAAUCUUAUGCUAGACAAGGUUUUCGAUAUGGUGUUAUGCGUGGUUUAUCAAUGACACUUGCACGUGAUAUACCAUCAUUUGCUGCUUAUUUUCCAGCAUGGCAAUUUUUUGUUUCACAUUUUUCACCAACUGGUAAAGAAGCUGACAUGUCUAUGCAAAUGAGUUUAGUAGGAGGUGCUUUUACUGGUAUGGCUGCUUGGACUGUAUCUUAUCCGUUGGAUGUUAUUAAAAGUCGAUAUCAAGCAUCAAGAGAUCAUGUUUAUAAAAAUGUAUGGGAUUGUACAGUUAAAUCAUUACGUAAUGAAGGAUGGCAAGUAUUUACUCGAGGGUUUUUACCGUGUACACUUCGUGCUAUUCCAACAAAUGCAUUUACUUAUCCUGUUUAUGCAUUUUUAAAACGAACAUUUGAAACACCGAUUGAUGAUGAUAAUGUAUCUAUACCAAAACAAAUGGUUAAUAAAUCAAAAUCAAUAUCGACAACUAAAAAUCCCUCUGCAUCGAUUGCUUCAAUUCAAUCAAUUUAA